GUUUAAAUGAGCGAUCUGCAAAUUUCGUUAUUGAACAGUGAUAUGAAUUUCGAUUCGUUAUAUGAAGUAAACUUAGCUAAUAAUAUCAAGGUUGUUAGAUAAGAAUUAGUUGAAUUUCAGAAAAAUGUAGACGAGUUGUAAGUUUUAGGAGAAAGCGAAAUUGAUUAACACAAUCUGAAUUAAUUGUUUUAGGCAUUAAAAAAAAUUUAGUUGCAGUAAUUGAACCUUAAAGAGAAGAUUAUUAAAUUGGAGCAAGUAUAUUAAACAAUAAAUCAAAGUAAUCAAGAGGUGUCGAGUAAAGAAACAAAACUAAAAAAUUAAGAGAUUUAUAUGCAAGUCACUUAUAAAGAUAAUAGUAAUUGUAUAAGAAUAUAGUUAAUGAUUCUGGAUACGAACCACUAUAAGAUGCAUUAAAAGAAAUAGAUAAAAUGAUGAAAUUAUCAUCUAAGUAAGAUGUUUAGAAUUAUAACUUGAACCAACAGAUCCAAUCGAAAUAGUCAACUGCUGGAAGCAGUACAAACCUAUCUUAAAUGCAAUUAUUGGUUGUAGAACCUUUAGAGCAAUAUGAACAUUUGGAUUGGCAAAAUCAAAUUCUCAAACAAAACUAAGAAGAUGUUAAUAGAUUGCAAAUGAAAGCAUAAACUGUAAAUAAAAUAGUAUAGGAUCUGGCAUUGGAAAUUGAGCAUCAACAUACAAACUUCGAUGAAAUUGAGAAAAAUUUUGGAACUACUAUAAAAUAUGUUGAUGGGGCGAGAGAUUAAUUAGAAUAAAAAUAAGAGAAAUAAAAGUCGGGAAAUAAAAAGUUAUGGUGUAUGCUUAUCUGCGCUUUUUUAACCUUUUUGGUUAUGCUUUUAAUUUUAUUAUUAUGA
Molecule: messenger RNA, 869 nt
Organism: Paramecium octaurelia
Lineage: Eukaryota; Ciliophora; Oligohymenophorea; Peniculida; Parameciidae
Source: the annotation of a GenBank genome assembly